AUUUGAACAAGUUUGAAUUCGUGGAAAUAACGUACUGCUCCAUUAUUGCGUAUGGUUAUUAGUUUUUUCUUAGUUAAUUAUAUUUCUUCCACUCCACGGUAUGAAUGAUAUCGAUAACAAAUUAAUUAAUCAUGAAAGAGGAACAGAUGUUCGUAAAUCAGCAGAAGAAAUGGACGAGCAACGUCAAAAGACUCUUGCAUACGAAUACCUCUGUCACUUAGAAGAAGCUAAGAAAUGGAUGGAAGCAUGCCUCAGAGAAACUCUUCCACCUACCACUGAAUUGGAAGAGAAUUUACGAAAUGGAGUAUAUUUGGCGAAACUUGCUCAUUUUAUGGCACCUGAGACUCUACCCCUCAAUAAAAUUUAUGAUCCUGAGCAGAAGCGGUAUGCAAUAGCUGGACUGCAAUUUCGUCAUACAGACAAUAUCAAUCAUUUCUUGAAAUCCAUAAAGUCUAUGCAAUUACCAUUAACCUUUCAACCAGAGACAACAGAUAUCUAUGAUAAAAAAAAUAUGCCUCGGGUGAUAUACUGUAUCCAUGCACUUAGUACUCAUUUAUUUAAACUAGGAAAGGCUCCACAGAUUCAGGACUUAUAUGGAAAAGUGAACUUUACCGAUGAGGAAAUUAAUGCUGUAAGUAAAGAAUUGAAAAAAUAUGGAAUUCAGAUGCCUUCGUUUCAAAAAAUUGGAGGUUUAUUGGCAAAUAGCAUGGAGAUAGAUACAGCAACGCUUCAUGCUGCUGUUAUAGCUAUUAAUCAAGCCAUUGCAGAAAAAGAUCAUGGGAAAAUACUAGCAGCACUUCAAAAUAAAGUUGUACAGUUAAAUAAUGUUGUGCCUUGCUAUGUGAAAGAGUACAGUGAGGUUCUAAUAGAAGCAAAAGAUUCUAAAGCACAGGCAGCGCUUAAUAGAUCUUUGAAUGACAGCUAUGUACCAGACGUAUACGACGAAUUAUUAACUCAAGCAGAAAUUCAGGGACAUAUUAAUUGCGUUAAUGUUCAAUGUGCAGUGGACAAAUUAACUCGAUCCGUUCAUCAUAAAAAUAAUCAAUUUAUGGAUACACUUAAAUCAUCUACUUUAUGCUUACAAAACGUCAUACCUGAAAAUGCAGAAUUGUAUAAAGAACAAUUAAUGCAACUACAACAAAGUUCAGAAUGGAAUAAUAUGUAUUCAGAAAGUAAUUAUCAUUGGAAACAGCUGCUUCAGAAAGGAAUUGAUGAAGCAAAUGAGAUCGCGGUUAAACAUCGAGAACGUGAUGAAAGCGUUAAGCUCUUAAAUUUAACAUUACAAACUGGUGUACAGAGUGAAUUUUAUGAUGCUCUGAGAAAUCCCAGUCUUGGAUUACUAGAUAGAAUCGACGAAUUUGCAAUGCCAUUGUAUUACGAAGAAAUGAAAGUCGAUCGUAUGGAAUCUCAGAACGACCUUUCGUACAGCGACAUAAUAGUCAGCAUACGUGUACUCUCAUUGAUCGCAGAAAUUAGCAAGGCUGUAGACACUGGAAAUCCAGAUUUGGUUUAUCAAGCACUGUCAAAUCCAAGUUGUCAUGUCUCUGGUUUGGAUCACGAGAAUAAGGUAAAAUAUUAUAGAGCAUUAGCGGGAGUUCGCUGUGAAAAACAAGUGAUUUCGGACGAGUGCCCUUUAUUAACGUACAUCGACAUCCAAGAAUGUAUCGAUGUUGUUAAUCAACAAUGUCAAAAUGACGAUGAUGUGAUACAAGUGUUGCGUCAAAUAAAUACAGCCGUUGUUAACAACGAUCGAAACGAACUUAUGACUGCUUUAAAAAAUACUGCGCUAAAACUACAAAAACCUACUUCACCGGACAAUGCGUCUCUCUAUUUAAAAUUAUUUAAAAAAUGCCUUGCGGAAAAACAUUUCGACGGAUCCGAGUUAUGGCUGGAAGACGUAGAAACAAUAACUAAAGUCGUUGCCGCGGAAGCUGAAACUGUUCAAAAUGCGUGCACGUUUUUGUCACAAGUAAAUUUAGGUUUACAGCGAAACGAUGUAUUAUUCACAAUUGAUUGUCUGCAAACGUUUGGUUUCAAAAUACCAGACAUGUACAAGAAUGAAUGUUUUCAGAGUUUAUGUAACUUGAGAACAAUCAAGAGUCAAAGACAUGAUUGCGCGCUUGUCCGUUUUAUUACUCCUAAAGGCAACGAAUCAUAUUUGGACUUGCAGAAGUAUAAUUACACAUGGGAUUGUCCAAAAAAUAUGUCAGAAACAUAUUAUAUCAAUAUGGAAGAUAUAAAGAGAGUAGUAAGAAAUUCCACCGUAAAAGAACACGAGCAUAAACUAAAUAAACAAAUAAUUCGAUUGCAAGCAUGUAUUCGAGGAUAUUUAUUGCGAAAAAGAAUCUCCGAUAGAUUGACGUACUUUUACGAAAAUGCAAAUAAAAUAAUUCAAAUACAGUCAUGGUGGCGCGGUAUAGUUCAGCGGAAACGAUAUCUGAAAUUAUUGGAGGAGAAACGGAGACGAGAUACAGAAAGAUACCACAAUAAAUAUUUAAAAGUUAAAGCCAAGUUCGCGGAUAUAUUGGAUCGUUACAGGGAUCACGAGGAACAGAUUAUAAAAAUACAAGCUUUGUGGCGUGGUCGCGCAGAGAGACGAGCCUUCCAUUCAUUGUUGUAUAUGGAGAAACCACCUUUUCCCGUUGUUCGGCAUUUCGCAUCAAUUCUAAAUUUUAAUGCAGAAGAUUAUGACAGAGACUUGCAGCUACAAUAUCUGAAGCACGAAGUGGUACAAAGCAUACGACACAAUCAGUCUUUGUCGCAACAGUUGGAUAGUAUGGACAUAAAAAUCGGACUUCUUAUCCAGAAUAGAAUUACGUUACAAGAUGUCAUAGCACACGGACAAAAUUUAGAAACUCUCGCAAAGCAAAAACAUUCGAAUAGAGAACAAAAGAGUAUUUUAUCGGAUGGUAUUAUUUCACACAAAGGUUUAAAAUCAUUAACGAAAGAGGGACGGAAAAUGUUAGAAGGAUAUCAACAUUUAUUUUACGCGUUGCAAACUAAUCCAUUAUACUUGUCGAAGUUAUUGUUUCUUUUGCCUCAAAGUAAAACAAACAAGUUUCUUCAAAAUGUGAUUUUAACAUUAUUCAAUUUUGGGUCGAAUAUCAGGGAGGAAUAUUUACUAUUAAAAUUGUUUGGAAGUGCGCUACAAGAAGAAAUCAGGUCUAAGUUUCAAAAACCAUCUGAAGUUGUAACUGGAAAUCCCCUUGUCUUAAAAAUGGUGGUGAAUUAUGCGCGACAAUUGCACGGUCAGAGAGCUUUGAGGCAAAUUGUCGGAGAAAUCAUUGAGAAAAUUUUAGCCGAUCGAUCAUUAAGUAUAGAGACAAAUCCAGUUGAUAUUUAUAAGUGCUGGCGAAACCAGCUGGAAAUGGAGAUGGGAGAGACAUUGGAUCUUCCAUACACGGUAACGCAACAACAAGCUUUAAAUUACGAUCAAGUACGAAUACGGCUAAACAGAGGAAUACAAUUGUUGCAAAGUACUGUUUUAGAAUUCUUAAAUAAAAUCACAGAAUCCCGGGAUUUAAUUCCGUACGGAAUGUUAUAUAUAGCUAAGAUAUUAAACGAUUCUUUAACCGAGAAAUUUCCAACUGCUCCAGAAAAAGAUAUACUGAAAGUAGUUGGAAAUUUAAUUUACUAUCACUUUAUCAACGCGGCUAUCGUAGCUCCAGAUGCCUUCGAUAUAAUCACAUUGCCGAUCGAUAGAUCGCUGUCAAAUGAUCAACGACGAAACUUGGCUAGCAUCGCGAAAAUAUUGCAAUUUGCCGCUUCUAAGAAAGGGUUUGGUGAAGAAGCAACGCAUUUGGUUUGUUUAAAUUCGUUCAUAAUCGAGUGUCACGAAAAGUUCAAACAUUUCUUCAGAUAUUGUUGCCAAGUAGAAGACUUAGAGGAGCACUUUUCUAUUCACGAGUACACCGAGGCCACUCUCAUUCAAAAGCCCGAGAUAUAUAUUUCGUUACAGGAAAUCUGUGAUACUCAUUGUCUUAUGCUGGAAUACCAAGAUCAAAUAGCACCAGAUCCUAUGGACCCAUUGCACGAUCUACUAGACGAUCUAGGUCCUGCCCCAACUGUUCCAUCUUUACUCGGAAUCCCCGACAACACGUGCGAGUCGAAUUUAACGCGGUUCGGGAAAACGGAAGUGUGCCUGGUACUUACCAACAAGUUUCAAGUACCAGAUGACGAAGACGCUAAUUUAAAUAAACUUUUUAUAAAGACCAAGGAGUUAUUAGUCUCUGUACUUCAAUUCUUAAAGGGGCAAACAUUAGUAGAAGCAUUGGAAACUAUAUGCUCGCCUGUGCAAGAGAAACUGUACGAUGUACAGUGUUCUAGCAUAUCACCUACUUUGAACAUGAUUCACAAGAGUUCGUCCUUAAACGACUGCAAACUUCAACUGCGCGCGUACCUCAACAAACUAGAAUUAGGAGGAUGGGUCAGUCAAACGGACGGAUAUCAAAAUAUCAUAACAGCGGUGGCCAAAGAUCUUUGUAACAAAGGGAAGUAUCGAAUUAUUCGAAAUAAGGAGUUGCAGACCUUGCGUACAACGAAACAAAGACUGGAAGAAAAAUCCAAGUAUUAUCAAGAACAAGUUGAAUAUUAUAACGAAUACAUACAAAGAUGUUUGGAGAACCUGCACACAGGAAGAGGGUCUUUGCAAGCGUUCAAAGCGUUCCAGAAAAAUAGUCAUGCCAAGCUAAGGUCGAAGAUGACGUUAAAAUAUUCGGGUGCAAAGUUACAAGAAAAGGGGGUGCUGCUGGAAAUCGAUGGACUUCCGCAAUCACAAUUUAAGAACGUUAUCUUCGAGAUAAGUCCAACGGAACACAGUGGUCUUUUUAACGUACGUUGCAAGUUCAUGGGAGUGGAAAUGGAAAAAGUCGAUAUCGACAUACAAACGCUGCUCGAAUUGCAAUUCGAAGGUGCACCGAUCAUGGAUAUGUUUGGUAAAGCAAAGGUUAACGUGAAUUUGCUGUUAUAUUUAUUGAAUCGAAAGUUUUACGGUAAGACUUGAAGAGGAAAAAAGUAAGUAUAUUCAUGGGUAUGACAAUUAUGCGCACUUGUGCAAUCAUCUAUUGUAAUUAUGGACUAAGGAUCAAGGAUAUGAAUCUCGAUAUUUUAUGGAGUUCGUGACAAUCAUAAAUUCGAUUUUUUUUUUACAUCAUUUACAGUUGCCGCGCAAUAAUAAUAAUAAUUAAUUUUUGUAAAUAAUUGUACUUAUAAGAUCAGACUAUUUAUGUAAUUUUAUGAUCGACUACUAUAGCAUAAUAGUGCAAGAAGAAAUAUACGAAUUUUAUCAAAUUACCAAAGUUACGAAAUUACACAGAUCGUGAAACUAGCCUAAGACAAUUUUUAUAACUUCAUGUUGUGUCGUUAAUAUCGCCAAAACGAAGAUGGUAUGUAAAACAAAAACUCCUAAAUACAAUCAGCGAUUUUAAUAGAGACUUAUAUUUUUCUAAUUUUUAUAAAAAUAAGUAAACUAACUGUAGUAAAUGUGAACCUAUUGCAAGAGAAUAUGCUUCUUUCUUAAUUCAUUUUCAUAACUAAACCUAACUCCGGCAGUGUACCAGUUUUUAUUCUUUUUUUUUUGUAUUCCUUUAUUAAAGAGUGUGUCGAAUAGCCAUA
Molecule: messenger RNA, 5613 nt
Organism: Hylaeus volcanicus
Lineage: Eukaryota; Metazoa; Arthropoda; Insecta; Hymenoptera; Colletidae
Product: ras GTPase-activating-like protein IQGAP1
Exons: 24
Coding region: 101-5002 (1633 amino acids)
Biological process (GO): regulation of GTPase activity; regulation of actin cytoskeleton organization
Cellular component (GO): cytoplasm
Molecular function (GO): GTPase activator activity; actin filament binding; calmodulin binding
Source: RefSeq, a predicted model, not a curated record